Equus caballus (horse) is the source of this 3957-nucleotide messenger RNA. RefSeq names its product zinc finger protein 81 (gene ZNF81). Lineage: Eukaryota; Metazoa; Chordata; Mammalia; Perissodactyla; Equidae. Gene Ontology annotation, cellular component: nucleus. Gene Ontology annotation, biological process: regulation of transcription by RNA polymerase II. Gene Ontology annotation, molecular function: DNA-binding transcription factor activity, RNA polymerase II-specific. The record is from RefSeq and is a predicted model, not a curated record.
AAAUUUUGGUUUUGAUUUGAAUUUCCCUAAUGACUAAUGAUGUUAAAUAUUUUAUACUAGAUCAGAGAAUGUAGCUUGUCAAUUCCCAACAUUAAAACAUCUGUCGGGUUUUUAUUAAUGGAUACGUGCAUGUGUAUGUGUGUUCACACACUUGUAUGCUUACAUAUAUAUAUGGAUAUACAUAAAUGUCCAAUGUGUUUUAUUUUUUUAAAUUUAUUUUUGAAAAUUCAAGUUAUUUAAACUAACCUGUGGGCAAGUUAUUUAAUGGAAUUUUGUAAAAGUUCCAUAGGCAUAAGGAAAGAAAGCAUAUUCUGUCUUUCUUUGGUACGGCAUCUUUAUGUGUUUAAAAUUUAACUUAUUCACGCCUUUUAUUUUACUCCUUAUUUAUUUUACUUUCUUGUUUCCUCUUCAUGACGUUUCUCACUUCUGUCUUGUGAAGUUCCUCUUCAUUUUACGUGAAUAUUUUCCCUUUCUCAACUAGAAUGACUAAAUCUGUAGUGCCUCUGUUAGUUGAUCACAAUAAAAUUGUACCUCACCUUGGAUGCAGAGACGCUCUUUCCUCCCUAGUUGCCUCAACAGGAGAAACAGUUUUACUUCUGGAUAUUUUUGAGGUUUCUUGGUGUCUCUGUGGAGUCCCUGGGCCAGACCCCAUAGCGAAGGCUGCAGGAUCUUCUCCGGCCCCAGCAGCUCUGGUUGAGUCCACAGACCCUGCCUGGCCUCAGGCUCCUGGGAAGAGCAGAGUUGUCAGCAAGAGAGCCCGAGGGCUGAGGCCCAGCCGGAACAUGCCAGCUAACCAGAAUUCUCCCGGGCCAUCCCUGGCCCUGACUGCAGGGGGACGUGACAACUCCUGUGAGGUAUCAGUGUCAUUCGAGGAUGUGACUGUGGACUUCAGCAGGGAGGAGUGGCAGCAACUGGACUCCACUCAGAGGCGCCUCUACCAGGAUGUAAUGCUAGAGAACUACAGCCACCUGCUCUCAGUGGGAUAUGAAGUUCCCAAACCAGAGGUCAUCUUCAAGUUGGAGCAAGGAGAGGAGCCAUGGAUUUUGGAGGGAGAAACCCCACAUCAGAGCUGUUCAGAUGGGAAAUUUGGGAUUAAGACCUCCCAAAAAAGAAUUUCUGGAAAAGCUUCAUUUCAUAGUGAAAUGGAGGAUGAAGAUACAAGAGAUGAUUCAUUGUAUUCCAUUUUAGAAGAACUGUGGCAAGAUGCCGAACCAAUAAAAAGAUAUAGGGAAAAACAGAACAAACCACUGAGUCAUGCGGCUUUCAUCAAUAAGAAAAUAUUGAAUACAGAGUGGGAUUAUGAAUGUAAAGACAGUGAAAAAUUUGUUCAUCCAAGCCCAAAUCAUGUUUCUUCACAGAAACAACCCCAUAAAUAUGACUCAUUUGGAAAGAAUUUUAAGCAUAAUUUAGAUUUACAUUUUCAUAGUAAAAACAAUGCAGCAAAGAACUUUGAUAAAAUUAUUGGACGUGGUCAAGUUUUCACCCAGAGCUGCUCUUAUACUAACCAUGAAAACACGCAUGCAGGAGUGAAAUUCUGUGAAAGUAAUCAGUGUGGAAAAGUCCUCAGCCUGAAACAAGGACUCAGUCACAAUCCAAAAUUUCCUGUUGGGGAGAAAGCAAAUAUGUGUGCUGAAUUUGGGAAGAUCUUCACCCAGAAGUCACACCUCUUUGCAACUCAGAGAAUUCAUACUGUAGAAAAACCUCAUGAACUUAGCAAAUGUGUAAAUGUUUUUACACAGAAGCCACUACUCAGUAUAUAUCUGAGAGUUCAUAGAGAUGAAAAACUAUAUAUAUGUACUGAAUGUGGGAAGGCAUUCAUUCAGAAUUCAGAAUUAAUUUUGCAUGAGAAAACUCAUACUAGAGAAAAACCCUAUAAAUGCAAUGAAUGUGGAAAAUCAUUUUUCCAAGUGUCAUCUCUACUUAGGCAUCAGACAACUCAUACUGGAGAAAAACUCUAUGAAUGCAGCGAAUGUGGGAAAGGCUUCUCCCUGAACUCAGCCCUCAAUGUACAUCAGAAAAUUCACACUGGAGAGAGACACCACAAAUGCAGUGAGUGUGGGAAAGCCUUUACCCAAAAAUCAACACUCAGGAUGCAUCAGAGAAUUCAUACAGGAGAGCGAUCCUAUAUAUGUACUGAAUGUGGGCAGGCCUUCAUCCAAAAGGCACACUUAAUUGCACAUCAAAGAAUUCAUACUGGAGAGAAGCCUUUUGAAUGCAGUGACUGUGGGAAAUCCUUUCCUUCUAAGUCACAACUCCAGAUGCAUAAGCGAAUUCACACAGGAGAGAAACCCUAUGUAUGCACCGAAUGUGGGAAGGCCUUCACCAACAGGUCAAAUCUCAAUACUCACCAGAAAUCUCAUACUGGAGAAAAGUCUUAUAUAUGUGCUGAAUGUGGAAAGGCCUUCACUGACAGGUCAAAUUUCAAUAAACACCAGACAAUUCAUACUGGAGAGAAACCCUACGUUUGUGCUGAUUGCGGGAGGGCCUUCAUCCAGAAGUCAGAGUUAAUUACACAUCAGAGAAUUCAUACUACAGAGAAGCCUUAUAAAUGUCCUGAUUGUGAGAAAUCCUUCUCAAAGAAACCACAUCUCAAAGUACAUCAGCGAAUUCACACAGGAGAGAAACCAUAUAUAUGUGCAGAAUGUGGGAAAGCCUUCACUGACAGGUCAAAUUUCAAUAAACACCAGACAAUUCAUACUGGAGAUAAACCGUAUAAAUGUAGUGAUUGUGGAAAGGGCUUCACUCAGAAAUCAGUUCUGAGUAUGCAUCGCAAUAUUCAUACGUGAAAGUAACCCUGUUGCUUGAAAAUGAGACAGCCUUAUCACAGAAGUCAGGUCUAAGUGUAUAUUAUAAAAUUCACCCAAGACAGAUCUUAUGUGACAUUGCAUAAUAAAAAGCAUUCAUCAGGCUCUCUCACCUCAGAUGAGCAAAAUUUUUCAGAAUAGACCCUCUAAGAAUGCAUUGAAUGAAGGGGAAUUUCUAUAUUUGCACGGCCUCACAAUAUAUAAUAGAAUUCAAACUGGGAAAAAUGCUGUCUGUUUGAUGCAUUAGGAAAAACCUUCCUUUAGAAAGCAAACUGUUACUAAAUUCUUUAUAGAUGAAGUGUGCAAAAUUAUGUAAAUGACAGUCAUGUUUACUGUGUUAUGUUAAGUAAUUUAAAGUGGCAACUAAAUGAAAGGUAGGACAACAAAAUAAUAUAUUUGAUGUGUAAACCUACUCUCAGUUCUGUAGGGUGUUUGUGGCAGAACACAUUGUGCAACAGGAGGAAUAAUUGAAUUGAAAUUCUCUUUUUGAAUUUAAUACACUUGUGUCUAUCAAGUUUGUUUCCAAUUGAAUAUUUCUCUCCCGUGAAUCCACAAUUUCAAAGUCAUUAUGGUUUUGUAUAUACAUACAUCUGCAGAUAUAAUUUUACAUGAACACAUGAAUACAGUCCUAUCAUUCAUACUGGUUUUCAUGACAUCAUAUUUUUAUCUUCUUUCAUUGUGGUACAUUGGAAAAUGGCCGCAAAUUCCUCCCAUCCUUUUAUCCACAUCCCUUUGCAAUGUUACUCCUGUUUUUCUUGUUAAGAGGUAGAGUCUCUCUCUUUCUACUCCUUGACUCUGAGCUUGGCCAUGUGACUUGCUUUGUCCAAUGUACAUUAGCAAAGAGAUUCAAGAAGAGGCUGGAGAAGUGUGGAAGCCUGCCUUGAGGCUUACCCUCUCUCGCUGCUUUUUGGAAUUCUGAGACCUUUGUGUAAAGAAGCUCAGAUUCCUCUACAGGGGGAUGAGAAACCACAGGGAGCAGAGAUGACCCAGCCCAGCUGGAGCCUCUUAGACCAACUGCCAGACAUGGGAGUGAGGCCUUCCUCAACCUCCAUCCCCGGUCAAGCCGGCCCACACCAGAAGAGCUAUACCAGUUAUCCCAGCCAACCUGGAGAAUUGUGAGAUAAAUAAAAUGAUUAUUGUUUUAAGAUACUAA